Molecule: messenger RNA, 1748 nt
Organism: Closterium sp. Naga37s-1
Lineage: Eukaryota; Viridiplantae; Streptophyta; Zygnematophyceae; Desmidiales; Closteriaceae
Source: the annotation of a GenBank genome assembly
AUGGCGACGCAGAUCGCCAUCGCGAUGUUACCAGUCGGCGAGACGCUGCUGCGAGCAACCGUCAAGAUCCAGACGGCAGAUGCCGGCCGCACGGUGACGUUCGUCUACGACGCGGCGGUCCAGCCCUACCCGCCUGUUGAUCAACCACCGCCCACCACCGGUAGUAGCACGUCCGGGAACAGCACGUCUGGUGCUAAUAACGCUUCCCUUUCGUCCAUCUCCAACCCGUCCCUCGCUCUUCAACACAAUUUCGUCUCACAUGCCGUCAACAACCAGCCUUCCGCCGUAAAAAUCUCUUCACGUCGUCUCACGCGUGCUGCUGCCAGCUCAGCAUCCCGCGACGAUGACGUGGACUCGCAGCUGGACCGCCGGAGCGUCCUGCUGUCAAUGGCUGCCGUGGCGCUUUCUCCCGUAGUAGCCGCUAGCGAAGCGUCCGCUAUAACGGUUCCGAAGCAGGUUGGGGCGUUCCUCCCGAAAUCCGAGGACGGCGAGUUUGUUGUAUUCACUCCAGGAAUGAAGGACACGCCUGCGCUAAGAGCAGGCAACGUGUCCCCUUACACGUUCAACAUCCCGCCCACGUGGACCCAGUCGCGCAUCGCCAACAUCCUCUCGGGCAACUACUGCCAGCCCAAGUGCGCUGAGCCGUGGAUUGAAGUCAAGUUCGAGGACCCUCGGGAGGGCUUGCUGCAGGUGGUGGCAUCACCCAUGGUGCGCCUGACCAACAAGCUCGAGCUGCCCAUCGAGGAGAUCGGCACCCCGGAGCGCAUAAUAGCGGCGCUUGGCCCGUUUGUCACCGGUGAUUCGUAUGACCCGGACGAAGUUGUAGACACGCGCAUUCGCAAGGAAGGGGGGCAAACUUACUACGAGUAUUACAUGGAAACGCCCUACGCACGCUCGGGCGCCUAUAACCUGGCAUCUGCCACGGCCAAGGGCAGCACCGUGCUGCUGCUGGUGAUCAUAGUUCAGAUGAUGACGGCAGCGAAUGGCGACGACACGGUGAAAUGCAUGGCACGCCGUCGCAUGCUGAGCUCCGUGUAUGGGAACCAAACAGAACCACCAGCGACCACGGCGGGGGACCCAACAGCACCACCAGCGUCCACAGUAUCCCUUUGCCUUGCUUCUCUCCAUCCAUCCCUUGCAUCUCCCCUGCUUGCUGCCUUCCUCACCCUCACCCUGUGGCGCCUACCCCUUGGGAUCCUCAACCCCCCACCAGAAUUGCACUCACAUACCGCACUACACCCAUCCUCACCCCUCAGCCUCACCCUGUGGCGCCUGCCCCACAGGAGCCACCUGCAAGACGCCUCGCCCUGUGGCGCCUGCCCCACGGGAGCCACCUGCAAGACUGUGCUUGAGACAGACACCAGAGAGUUUCAGCCGUCGCUGUGGAUCAACGGCCGCAUUCCGGCGCAGGUGCCUUACUGCGACUGCCCUGCAGGCUACGGGAUGACCCCCACCGAAUGUGUUGAGGGAGGAAACUUCACAGUCGGUGCCGAAAGCGUCACACUCAUCGCAAAUCAGACAGCCAAGGACUAUACCUCCCGGCCCUACACCCUCCGCUGGAACCUCAAUGGUUGCACGCAGAUCCCAGCUGCUGUGACUGUCAAAUUCACUGCAAUGUAUUCCGUUUUCAGCAUCGGUGACACGCCGAAGUGCCAGAACAUAUACUUUUACAGGACGGACAACUGCGAAGGCAGUUCGUAUGCUGUGUCUUCCGGGAAUUUUCCGCCGUACUUUGCAAGUCUUACGUG